Drosophila erecta is the source of this 1126-nucleotide messenger RNA. Its product is annotated as serine, glycine, tyrosine and glutamine-rich protein. Bases 14 to 1126 code for a protein of 370 amino acids. Lineage: Eukaryota; Metazoa; Arthropoda; Insecta; Diptera; Drosophilidae. The record is from RefSeq and is a predicted model, not a curated record. The transcript is spliced from 2 exons.
AUUCGCAAUCGCCAUGAAGUUCUUAACAGUUCUGGCGGUGAUCGUUCUCUGCGCAGCUGCGGCCCAAGCUGGCUCGAGUCGUCCGCAGCUGGUGCGUCUGCAUCAGGUGACUCGGCAGGAGUACAAAGAGCUGCUCCGGCUCGCCCAGGGCAAGGAGGAGGUAUCGGAGGCCCGUUUGCUCAGCAGCUCGAUUGCCGGCAUCAAGGGAUUGGCGUCUGGCCUCGCCGCUGGCAACUUCAUUCCAGCUAUCUUCAGUUCCGGCUCCAGGGAUCAGCCCAAGAAGGGACGUCCGCUCUGCGUGAUCUCCACCAAUGACCUGGACCAGGAUCAGGAGCGGCGCUUGGGUCGUGUGGUGAGCAUUGAGUAUGAGCCCAAUACCGACUCCAGCUCCGGAUCGGGAUCGAGCAGUGGAAGUGGCAGUGGUAGUGGAAGUGGUCAUGGCGGACACGGUGGUGGUCACGGCAGUGGCCAUGGAAGCGGACACGGCAGUGGCCAUGGAAGCGGACACGGCAGUGGUCAUGGCAGUGGUAGUGGAAGUGGAAGUGGUAAUGGAAGUGGCAGCGAUGACGACGACGAUGAUGCGACCACUGUCAACUGCAUUCUUGUGGUCAAUGGCACCGACUUCACUACCACCACAACUACGCGAAAACCAGCUCACGGAAAUGGACAAGGGAACGGUCAUGGUAGCGGACAUGGUAGCGGAUAUGGUAGCGGAUAUGGUAGUGGAUAUGGCAGCGGACCCAGGCCAGGUGGGUAUUACCCACCACCUCCUCCGUUCUAUCCCCCCUACUACGGCUACCCACCGUACUAUCCACCCUACCCCUACCCACCACCAUCUCCAGGAUCCCAGAAGCCACCGCAAACCGGCGGAAACAGGCGAUCCGUGGACGACGAUGAGGAAGCGGGUCGUCUUAUCGAUGCCUACAACGGAUUCUACCAGCCUGAGGGAUUUAGUCCCAGGAGUGGAAAGUACUCGAAGGUCAGCCAGGAUACCUCGGCCUAUCAGCCAGCCAGCUAUCCCCAGCAGGAGUAUGCCAAUACCUAUCCCAAAGUGGUGCGCAACUACGGACUGACCCAUCCGUCUCCUGUCUACGUGCGAUCGCCACAAUUCGAACAGCAGCAGUAG